GCUCUUUUGUAAUUACAAUGCAGUAUCUAUGGUACUACGGUAGAUAGUCUCAAGAGAAAGGAGGAGUUGAGCAUUAAAAACACUUCCUGCUUUAAGGUGCAUUGCAAACGCUUCCAAGCAAAUGCCUGGCGUCCAAGAAGGUCCCAACUCAAGCGAUCCAGAAUUUUAAGAAUGGCUUUCUCGGACACCGCUCGGUCGGAAAAAGACGAGCCCUUUAUCCUGAAAGCGACCAAAAUCGCGUCGGUGGUCGCUCUGUACUGGUUCAUCUCGAUAUCCAUGGUUUUCCUGAACAACUACCUGUUAGACAGCAAGGAGCUGGACGCGCCUGUCUUCAUCACGUUCUUCCAGUGCGUGGUCAGCGUGGGUCUGUGCUGGCUGAUGAACUUUCUCUCGAAGCUGUGUCCCGGGUUCGUGGAUUUCCCGUCGCUGAAAUUUGAUUUCAGGGUGUCCAGGGAGAUUUUGCCUUUGACCGUGGUGUUCAUCGGCAUGAUCACGUUCAACAACCUGUGCCUGAAAUAUGUGGGGGUCGCCUUCUACACCGUCGGCCGCUCGCUUUCCACCGUUUUUAACGUUAUCCUGUCCUAUGUGGUCCUGAAGCAGACCACGUCUUUGUACGCGGUGCUGUGCUGCGGAGUCAUUCUAGGUGGAUUCUGGCUGGGCGUGGACCAAGAGUCUGUGGCAGGCUCCCUUUCUUGGACGGGCGUCGUUUUCGGGGUCGUCGCCAGCCUUUGCGUGUCGCUCAACGCCAUCUACACGAAGAAAGUGAUGCCGGUGGUGGAUGGCAACAUCUGGAAGCUCUCGUACUACAACAACCUCAACGCCGUUGUGCUCUUCGUUCCGCUCAUUGUCGUUUUGGGCGAGGUGAAGAGCUUGCUGGAGUUCAACCGGCUCACGCACGUACAUUUCUGGGGGAUGAUGGUUUAAGGGGGAGUCUUCGGCUUUGCCAUCGGUUACGUGACGGGGCUUCAGAUCAAGUUCACCAGCCCGCUGACGCUCAACGUGUCCGGCACGGCCAAGUCGUGCGCGCAGACCGUGCUGGCGGUCGUCCACUCGGCGUCCAGUAAGAGCAACCUCUGGUGGACGAGCAACAUGAUGGUGCUGGUCGGAUCCUUCGCCUACACCUGGGUCAAGGGAUUCGAGAUGAAGAAAGUCCAAGUGCCUCCGGAAACGCAGACCGCGAGCGGCCAGAAAAGCAAAGAGGAUUCUGCGGUGUGAGAAAUGCUUUUGGACUCGUUUUAGAGACCGUCUGUGCGGCGCAGCGGACACAUAGGUGUAUUUAUACGGGCAUUCGAUUGAUUGAUGUAUAUACAUUUACUUUGUAGUGUACAGGAUGAUUAUUAAAACCUGUUUAACAAAA
Puntigrus tetrazona (Sumatra barb) is the source of this 1357-nucleotide messenger RNA. It is a transcript of the gene slc35c1, whose product is annotated as solute carrier family 35 member C1. The record is from RefSeq and is a predicted model, not a curated record. Gene Ontology annotation, molecular function: antiporter activity. The transcript has 3 exons. Lineage: Eukaryota; Metazoa; Chordata; Actinopteri; Cypriniformes; Cyprinidae. Gene Ontology annotation, biological process: protein O-linked glycosylation via fucose; GDP-fucose import into Golgi lumen. Gene Ontology annotation, cellular component: Golgi apparatus.